Molecule: messenger RNA, 1586 nt
Organism: Astyanax mexicanus (Mexican tetra)
Lineage: Eukaryota; Metazoa; Chordata; Actinopteri; Characiformes; Acestrorhamphidae
Gene: carhsp1
Product: calcium regulated heat stable protein 1
Exons: 4
Coding region: 233-709 (158 amino acids)
Biological process (GO): regulation of mRNA stability
Cellular component (GO): cytoplasm
Molecular function (GO): mRNA 3'-UTR binding
Source: RefSeq, a predicted model, not a curated record
GUUUGCUGACGUCACCCCGAGCGGAGCUCUGAGCUGGGGACUGACUGACUGAGAGCAGCAGCUCUGAGAGAGGCUUCAGUCUACAGAUACUCACUGAGACCUGCUUUAUCCAGCUCUUUACCUGGACUUUCUCUAUUUAAAACACCGCACAGGCCCAUGCUCCACACCUGAACCUGCAGUCUACAGUGUCCAGUGUGUCCAGUGGCAGAGCUGAAGGUGUCCCCUGGGCAGCAUGUCCUCUGAGGCCUCGUCCCCGGUGCAGGCGGCCCCGUCCACCACCCCUCCACUGUCCCCCAGCUCUCCGGUGUCUCCCAGCUCCCUGCGGCUGCCCCCCUGUCGCCAGCGGGCCCGCUCGCCCUCGCCCAUGAGGGGCUACCUGAUCCCCAGCCCACUGCCCACCCGCCGCAACCGCACCUGCUCUGCUUCUGCUCGAGCGGCGGAGGGACCCGUCUUCAGCGGGGUGUGCAAGUGCUUUUCACGAUCCAAAGGCCACGGAUUCCUCACGCCAUCGGACGGAGGCGCUGACAUAUUCGUGCACAUCUCAGACAUUGAUGGAGAAUAUGUUCCAGUAGAAGGAGAUGAGGUCAGCUAUAAGAUCUGCUCCAUCCCACCCAAACACGAAAAGAUCCAGGCUGUGGAAGUGACCAUAACUCAUCUGGCUCCAGGGACCAAACACGAGACCUGGUCAGGGAUGGUCAUCGACUCGUGAAAAAUGCAGUGGUGCUCUAAACUGACGGAGUGAAGACGAAGAGGGGUGAUGGUUCUGGGUUUUUUUUGUUGUUUAUCUUUUUGGAUCCUCAUGCCAGGAGGUUCUGGGUGGAGUUGGGAGGGUUUGGGAGAAUGGGGUGGGUUUAGAGCUCAGCUGACAGUAGGGGGGCAUGAAAAGAAAAAUAUAUAGUGAAAGACGACGUUUGCCUUUAUUGUUCUUUAUUGUGAACUUGUAUCCAAUUUCUAUCAAACUCUUCUUUUAACUUGCUGUGGGAAAUGAAUCAUCGCUGCCCGAUCUACACUAACCAUUUAUGAUUCAUACUGGUUUAUCAGUUGUGUUUAUGGGUGUGAGACUGUAAGACAGUAAGUGAGUGUAUUCUCUUAAUAAUAAAGCCUUAACUCAUAUCUAAAUGUAGAAUAAUGGCCUCAGUAGACCUAAAAAUGAUUUAUUUUUAUGUGAGAAAAAAACAAAACUGAAUUAUGUUACUAAAAUGUGAUUGCUGUAAAAAAAAUAAAUAAAUAAUAAAAAUACUGUGGCUCUUGAUUAUAUGUGUGGGUGAAUGAGAGUGUUUUAUUAAAGUUUUCUGCCAUCAUCUUCAGUGUUUUUUUUUCUGUUGUCAGUGCUGCACAUCUACCAGACAUCCCACUUCUUCCGUGACUUGCAGGAUUCUCCUGUAUAUUUUGGUAGUGGCUCCUGUUGCAAUACCACACAAAUUGGGAUAUUGAACAUAUGUUGGGCUUGCUUGUACACUUUUGGGAGUGAAAAAUUCAGUGUUUAAUUCAGUGUUUAGUCAUGAAAAAUAUCAGAUUUGGGCCUAAAUUACCUGCUUUGAGGUUGAGGUAAGUCACAUGAUUAAUUCAUACAUACAACAUAUAAA